UGUAUGCCUGCACACGGCGUUUAACACAUUACGUAACACCCCCCCUCCCCAAAAAAACAUUUACUCAUAUUCGUCACUAGGCUUAAAGUAUUUUAUAAUAUUAUGAUCAAUUGCGGAGCCAAAGUACACAUGCAGUUUGAUUUUUCAUUCCCACCAAUCCUCGGGUUUUCCUGGCAGCUGCAAUUCUAGCGCGCUGUCUCUCCCAACCGAGCUCUAUGGGUCAGCUUCUGGCUACUACCGCUGCUUCCUCCUCCUCUUGACCGUCGGCGGCGGCAAGGGCAGCCACUUUCCCCAGCGCAGGAGCCCAUCAGGCCCAGUAAACUGUGGAGAAGUGGGAGGGGCGUCCUGGAAAGCAGCGGCUGCCCGACAUGGGUCUCCGCCUGGGCUGCCUGCGGCCCCUGCUGCCGCCUCCGUGGCUGCGCACCGCAACUGCCCAGAUUCCCAGCCGUUCUCCCGCCCCUCGCAGCGGAAAUUGAGGGGAGGACCGGGUGGGGGGCGGCCGCCGCCGCAGCCCUCCUCAUGUGAGAGGAAAGGGGGAGUUGCUCCCACCCUGCUCGGUCCCUGCAACUGCCCCCGCUUCCUUCUCCUUGCACGCCCAGGCCCUACGUGGAGCCGCGGCGUGUCCCUCCUUUCCCGCUCCGAUGAUGGAUAGGAACUACCCGCCAGCUCCCUCCUUCCCUGAGCCGCUGGCUUCGGUCGCCGCCGCUGCGUCCUCACAGCCUGCUACCGCUUGGGCCUACGAACGGGGCGCCAGCAGCGCUAAGCCCAGUUUAAGCUAUGGAGGAGGACAUCCAUCAAAUUCAGAAACAGAUCUUCACAGACAAAUAUAUACAACUUCUCAUCAGCUUCCUGCAUAUGCUACCACACCCCACCCAGCUGGUCUUUCUGGAAUUUUUGAUAACACUAUGCAUAGUGGCAGUAGCAACACUAAAGAAACAUCAGUAAUGAAUUUUCUUGCUGCAAUUGAUUCCCGCAAUGCUCAGGCUGUUUCUUCAGGAACUACGCUAUUACCACAAUUCAGGGCUCCAACAUGGCAGCCAGGUAUGCAUUCUUCAACAGCAACUGAGCUUUUUGUUACUGGAGCCUUGCCAUCGUCCGGAACGUUUCCACCAGCAUCAAUUUAUCAGCAUCCCAGUGCUUAUAACAGUAGAAACUUUGCUACUGCUCCUUCUCUGUCUCUUCAAGAUGCAACUUUCAGUGCAACAUCCAAUGGACUUAUAACUGCUCAUGACCCUUUAUUGCAAAUCAAAACAUCCCAAGGCACAGUUCCUACUGCACUGACAUUUGAGCGCCUGGGCAGUUCUGUAUUAAGUACCAGCAUACCACCUCAGUCUUCAACAUACCGUUCUGCUCAAGAGUCUGCACCACAUCUCUUGCAACCACAGUUUAGUUUGUUGCCUUCAUCACUUGGAGGAGCUCAGUCAGCUCCACAGGUGUAUAACUCAUCUCUGUUUACUGGUUCCACUGCCUCCAUUGAAAGAGCACUGCAGCGAGAAUGUAGUGUUAUUAAACACCAUCAGCGGCCUUCAAGCACACAGUCUGCUCAGGCACAACUGACUGGUUCACAGCAUUCCUUACACAACUAUUUAUCAAGUGCAAGUGGAACUGAUUUUCCAGAUACAUCCCAGCAGUCAUCCCUUUCUUGUAGCCCAGUUGGUGAUGCUACUCAGGUGAGCAAUAGUGGACCACAGCAGAAGACCUCUCAAGUUUCAGUGGAACUUGCUCAGUCAUACACAUCUGCAAUUCCGUCACCUGGUUUCCCAUCUGUUUCCACUGCUAAGGCAAAACACUAUUCUACAAAGCAGCCACCAAGGGCCACAAAGAACCCCAAACCUCAAAGCAUAGCCCCUGCUGUGCAAACUCAAAGCUAUUCCAAAACUGCACAAACCCAGAGUUCUGUAAUAGCAGGUCAAGCACAAAUCUAUUCUACAGCACAGCUCCCAAGUCUCUUGUCAGUAAGCCAAUCACAGAACUAUGUUACAACUCAGUCACAGAAUAUGCCAUCUGUCAGUCACGCACAGCUAUUCCCAGCCAUUAAGGUUGAGAAGCUGCCUUCAUUGUACAAAACUCUUUCUUUCUCUGGGCAAUCGGAAGCUGUUACUUCUGAUAGUGAGGCACUAAGUUUUUCUGAUCAACAGAUGUUAAGUUCAGUUCCAAAUGAGAACUACUCUGGGCAAACAAGGGAUCUUUCUUCAGGCAGUCAAUCUCAGAGUUACUCUUCCAGCCACUCUCAGGGUUUGACAACAGUCAGCCAAUCGCAAGUUAGUUAUUCAUCUCAAUCGCAGGAUUUGUCGGUCGUUAGUCCUUCAGAAACCUAUACUACAGGGCAAUCUUUAACAAUAACAUCACAAUCUCUUCCAUUUUCAUCCUCAGCUCAUGUUCAAAGCUUAUCAGCUUCUAGCCCUCCCCAGAGCUAUAUUUCUCUACAUUCUCAGGCACAAGAGUCAUCUCCACAGUCUCAAAAGUUUUUGGCGGUUGUCCAGACAGCUCCUUUUGCAAUGCCAGCUCAGGCACAAGCAUUGCAGAACAGAUCUUCCUCAGAUACAAAAUCAUACAUGAAAAGGAAAUCUGAUCCUAACUUGUAUCAAGCAUCAAAACAAGAUGAUCAGUUCCCUGUGCAAGAUUUGCAGGCAUUACAGCAGCAAACAUCUCUUGAUUCCUCCACUCAAAGAAUAACUGGUGAUGAAGCUGAUGCUCAGGAUGCCUCUUACAAAGUUUCUAAAGCAGAUAAUCCUUAUUCUCAAAGUGUAAUCAGGAGUAACUCUCGUCUUGAAGAUCAAGUUAUUGGACUUACUCUACAGGGGUCAAAAAAAGAUGAGAGAAUGAUUAGCUCUGUGGCUCAGCUUACCCAACAAAUUGGCCAUAUCACAAAUGUAGUAACCCAUGAUGUUAAAAAGCCAGCUAAUUUAAUGCAGACAACUCAAGUAAAUGUGGAUGCUAAAGAAGUAAACCAGCAACAUUCUCUUCUGCAUAAGGUACAUGAAGUUAAAGUCUCAGAGCAGCAAGGCCAAAUCAUUAGUACACCACCACAGCUUCAUACACAGGCCAUAAGGCAUGGCCAUCAGCUUUGCUUGCCCAGUGCACAAGUUCUUCUGGAAUCUGCCUGUGACUUACAGAUGCUUCAGCCAUCAAUAUUGCAAUCUGGCAUAGGUCCCACAAAAUUAUCUCCACAAAUGCAGCGCAUUCAGAGUCCUCAGCAGGUGACUCAUCAGUACCUUCAGGUGGGUAGUCACAUAGUUCAGAGUAAUGGUGGACAUUCUCAGCAGCAGCUUCAUACACAGACUGCUGAAGUUAUCUCUGAACACACAAAACCACUACAGCAACACUUGAUAUCAAAAGAUAAUUUUGUGCAUCCAAAUCAUGAACCUAAGAAUCAGUUUGUUUCCCUUAGUACGGUAUGUUUUCCAGAGUCUAUGCUUCUCAAUGAUGAGAGGAAUAUACUUUCUAAUGUAGAUGAUAUCUUGGCAGCAACAGCUGCUGUUUGUGGUGUAACUCCAACUGAAUUUGCCAAAGUAUCAUCUAAUGAGGAAGAAAUCCAGUCAAUUGAAAAUGGAGACAAUUCUAAGUCUCAGUUCCAAGCAAUAGAUGUCAGGCAUGUGACGCCUAGCUUCAGCUCUGCUCCAACAGUUGUUGGAAAGCCACUGAGCAUAAACAAUAUUUCUUUAAAUGGAGGCCAGGUUACCCUGAGCCUCACAGCAGUGUCUGCAGUGCAGCCAAAAAAAUUGAGCCUUGACCAACAACGCAUAGAAACUCCUGAUCAAAGCAUUCCUACAAGACUUGCCACAUCAGAACUGGAACAGAGGCAGGAACAGGUUUCUGGCCUUGUUAAACAACAAUCUAGCACCAGUAAUGACUCUGUGGGGAAAAAUGUUCUUGUUGAUGGUACUUUAAAUCUAAAAGAUGCAGACCUUGUUUCAAGUGGUAGGACUCUGAACAAAGAGAGUGUCAUAUCCAAUAGUAAUUUUAACAUGGAAAGUGACAACACUGUGAUAGGAAGCAAAGCUAAAAUUUCACUGCAGCCAGUACUAUCUAUGCAACAACUAGGAGACGAAAAUGGCAGCAAAGCUGAUGAGGAGAGGCAAGAUAUAUUGCAGGAGGACCUUCAGAAGCAAAAGGACAAAGGACAAAGUAAAACUAAAAGUGUCAGUGAAGAUGACAUAAAUCAGAAGCAACUGAAGCGAAGUGGGCAGUGCAAACGUCAGAAUUCAAGAGGAACUGAUGCCAGUUUGCCAUAUUUGUCUCCUGUUCCAGAAAGCUGCUAUGAAACCUACCAACAUCAAGAGAAAAUGAGGCAGAAAAUCAAAGAAGUAGAAGAAAAACAACCAGAAGUCAAAACAGGAUUCAUUGCCUCUUUUUUAGAUUUCCUGAAAUCUGGUCCCAGGCAACAGUUUUCAGCACCUGCUAUACGUGUGCCUAAUCGUGUGAGGAGACCUGUUGCCCCAGUCAUGAAAGCUCCUUGCACACAUCCCCUAUCAAAGCCUCAAAUGGCAGCCGCUCCCGCAUCUCUUGAGGACAGUUGUGAAGGUUCAAACAAAAUGAGUAAUGAGGAACCUAAAAGAAAUUUUGAAGCAUUGCCUUCAUUUUCUUCUGAUGAAGAUUCUGUAGGAGCUAACCAGGAUCUUCAAAAGAGUAUCACUUCUGCAUUAUCAGCUUUAGAUGAUACUUCUGAUAAAAAGAAGAAAACAGAAAUGGAAAAAACUAUGUCCAGUACAACCACCAACACUGUUAUAAAAAUGGAAUCUUCUCAAAUAGCUUCUUCUCAAAUAGCAGAUGCUCAGGUGAAAACCUGUUUUGCACAACCUGAAGAGGAUGGUGCUGACACCAUAGCAAAGCCACAGGCAACUGCUGCAAUAGAAGAAUGUAUGGAGGAAGAGAAUGGGGACAGUGGAGGCGAGGGCAUGUACAGAGAACGUGACGAGUUUGUAGUGAAAAUUGAAGAUAUAGAUGCACUAAAGGUUGCUUUAAAAAUGGGAAAAGAGCCUCCAGCCAUCUGGAAAGUCCAAAAAGCUUUGUUGCAAAAGUUUGUUCCAGAAGUACGUGGUGGACAGAGAGAAUUUGCAGCUACUAACAGUUAUCUUGGAUAUUUUGGGGAUGCAAAAUCAAAGUAUAAGCGGGUGUAUGUGAAGAUCUUAGAAAAUACAAACAAGAAAGAAUAUGUCAGAGUAUGUUCCAAGAGACCAAGAAAUAAACCUUUGCAGUCUCCAAGGACUAUUCAUUAUACGCCAAGUGCUAGCAUCAGCAAAGUUCCUGAUACUCCAGCAUCAAAAACAAUUACAGUAACAGCAAAAGUUUCUUCAGUGAAACCCAAAGCUAAGCAGCCAAAGAUAAAGGCUGAACCACCACCAAAGAAACGGAAAACAUGGAAAGAAGAAUUCCCCACAUCUCCUCAACGCCACAGUGAUGAUGAUGCUGCACCUCCAACUCCUUUUGUUGCUCGCUUUUUGAACACCAGAGCUAUGAAGGAAACAUUUAGGAGUUAUAUGGAACUGCUUGUUAGCAUUGCUUUGGACCCAGAUACAAUGCAAGCAUUGGAGAAGAGUAAUGAUGAGCUGCUUUUGCCUCACAUGAGAAAAAUUGAUGCUAUGUUGAAUGAAAAUAGAAAAAGGCUGCUCUCCAAAUUACACUUAGAACGUUCUUUCAAGGCUGCUUUGGAAAGUUUUCCUGAACUAACAGUAAUCAAUCGUGAUUCUAAAACAAAAAGUGGGGUGAGUGCAGUUUCAAGAAUCAAGAUGAAUGGGAAAGCUUAUAACAAGAAAACACUGAAGAUUUCUAAAGCAACCACUAAAUUAGUACAGGAGUUCUCUGUAGAGCCAGAAAAAAUACCAUUGUGUUCUUUGUAUCACUCACUCCAUCACUACAAAUACCAUAUGUUUCUGAGGUGCAAAAUAGAGAUUUCUUCUGUUCAAAAAAAGAAUGCAGAUCUAGGCCAGGAGGAGAUUGUACAGUACUGCAUGAAAAAUAUGAAAUGGGUAGAAGAUCUCUUUGAGAAGUUUGGUGAACUUUUGAAUCAUGUACAGCAGAAAUGUUCAUAACAUACUUUAUUCCAAAUCUCAUUCUUUUCUACAACAUUCAUCACAAUAAACUGAAGGCUCAAAGAAGUUCUUGUUAGCCUAAUCAUGGCAGACUAUGUUCUAGGUCACAGAAAUUUGUGGUGGUGUUGGUUCCAUGGCUUAUAAGGAAAAAUUAUGCUGCCAUGCAAAUGGAACUACAAACAAACCUCACUUCAUUUUUAACCUGAAGAAUGACUUUUGUAUUUUGUAAACUCUUGUAUUGGAAUAACUUAGGUUUAUUUUUGACAAAAUGAUCAAAGCAUGUACUAUAUAUAUAUAUUUAUAUUUUUGGCUAUGAUGAAAGUAACAAAUAUCAUGGCUUUUUCUGACUCUGAAUAUUAAAAAGAGUCUGGGUUGGUAAACGUAAUAUUUACAUUUAUCUGACUUAAGUAGAUCUUGUACAUUUUGUAAACAGAGCUAGUGUGACAGAAAAUUCUGUAUAUAAAAAUCACCAUCAGAAAAAUUCUUGCUUUAUGGACUCCUUUUACUGCUGUUAUGUUCAGAGGACUGGACAUGUUGGUGCAAUCCUAGGACUGGUAUUUUGUGUCAAAUGAUAUUGUAAUGAAAACAAUUACCUAUUUUCCCAGUUUUUGAAGAAAAACAUAUUUUCCUUUAUACUGUGUUUUUUUUCCCUUUGGAAAGAAAUUAAUUGUACAUUUUAUCUAAUCGUUGUAUUUUUCACAGAGAAAAUAUUGUGACUUACAAUUGUUUUGUGUAUCUUUGUAAUACUUUCUAUUGUUUUCAGUAAAUCCUGUUCAUUUUAUAUUUUAAUUUCAUAUUGUAAACUAUGUAUCUUGAGAUAAACAUUUUGUUUAUACAGGUUUGUUUCAGUGUUAACCAGGAAUAAGAUGUACUAGACUUUAUAAGUUUGCUCUGUAAGUAUAGUUGUGUUUAGACACUGCAUUUAUUUUCUGAUACGUGCGAAUAAAUUUCUUAGUAAAAUUGGACGGAUGAGAGUUUAAGGUGAAUGAGAGUUUAAGUGAAAAGAUGAAUGAGAGUUUAAUUGAAAAGCUACUACAUUUGUCUCCUGGAAAACAAAGAUUGAUGCAGUGUUAAAACACAGCAGGCUUUUUUUUUGAGAACUGGUAAUGGCAGAACUGUUUGCUUCUUGGUGCCUUCCAAAUCCUCAGACGUAUUUUGUAGCUGUCUUCUCCUCUGGGUUAUUUUUUAAUCAAUAGGGCUGGUAGGUCCCACUUAGACUACAGAUAUGUUUAUCUUAAAUCAGUAGGAAAUUUUCUUCAUUUGCCAACAGAAUGCCUUACCUCAGCCACUAAGUCCUCUGCUUGGAUUUGUGAAAAGACUGAACAUAUCUUUAUCAAAUAAUAUAUAAAAUAAUUGAUUUGUCCUUUCACUGCCACUUAGUGCCUUAAUUUCAGCCAAGAAAGCAGAAUUCCUUGUUCACUAGCCAACCAGGAUAUUCUUAUAUGUAGCACGGUGUAUUUUCCUUAGUUGUAAAUAUAUUCAUUGCACCUUAGUUUUGUAAAGUAUAAUGAAGGGCUGUGAUCAUGAGCAAUUAAACUAGGAUUUCAAAAUAUUGAAGGACA
Molecule: messenger RNA, 7594 nt
Organism: Eublepharis macularius
Lineage: Eukaryota; Metazoa; Chordata; Lepidosauria; Squamata; Eublepharidae
Gene: QSER1
Product: glutamine and serine rich 1
Exons: 13
Coding region: 642-6032 (1796 amino acids)
Source: RefSeq, a predicted model, not a curated record